This is a messenger RNA of Lineus longissimus, 1008 nucleotides long. RefSeq lists its product as uncharacterized. The transcript is spliced from 5 exons. Lineage: Eukaryota; Metazoa; Nemertea; Pilidiophora; Heteronemertea; Lineidae. The record is from RefSeq and is a predicted model, not a curated record. Bases 38 to 664 code for a protein of 208 amino acids.
UGUAAGGAAUAAGACAGUCUACGAACAUUCGACUACCAUGACGCUCCGACUUAUUCUGCUGGCUGUGAUAGCCGUAUCUGUAACCAAUGCGAUGAUAUUCGAUAACACCGAUGAUGGCCCUGAGGACAUGCACUUCCCAGUCGUCCGUGCCCUUAACAACAUCCUUUCCAAGCAAUUUGAUCAGUUGUAUACACUCCUGUUGAUGAAAAUGAAGGCGGCAGAAGUGCUUGCCAUGAAGCCAGACCAGAAAGCUAUGCUAGACAAGUUCAUAAUGGGAAGAGCUGAUAAAAUGUUGAAGAUGAUCGACUACGCUGGCGCCAGAGGGUUGACCCCUGAUAUUGAUGACCCACAGCCAUUGGAUUUGAACAACUGUGAUGACGUGUAUGGUUGCUGGAAGUUGAGUCUUCAGAUGGAAAGAGACAUGUACAAGGCCCUGCAGGAAGGUUACAGCUCUGCUGGCAGUCACGAGGAUGCUGAUGCCCAGGCCAGACUUGUCCCACUCAUCCAAGAAAGUCUCGGUGCCUUGAGAUUCGACAAAGCGAUAGUUGCAAAGAAAGCAGCUGCUGCUGCCAAGAAACAGCCGAAGCUAAAGCCUUUGACUACAGACCAACCAACAAUCGUAGGCGGAGAUGGUACCUAUUUGGAUGAUAUUUUCAGCGGUUGAAGAGCUGCUUUCCGUUUGAUAUAGUGGCAACAUAUAUGCCACCCGCAACACUCUUUUCGAACCAUCGUCAUCAUCUGUAUGUUAAAUCCAAUCAGAAAAUCCCCCCAGACCAUUUGGUAAAACUAAACUAUGUCGAUAACUUAGCAGAAGAAUCCAUUUUAGAAAAUCGAUUGUUCAUUAACUUUAAGGUACCCUAACAUAUAAGUAAAGGUACCUUGGUUAUAUCUCCACGUCCUGGCCUUGUUACCUACGACGAAUGUACAUGUACAUGUAAAGCAAAAGACUGUAGUGUUGUACGGAUUACUACAAUGAUAAAAGUUAAUCCUCGACUAGACAAUCAAAAA